Messenger RNA from Oppiella nova, 316 nucleotides. NCBI's taxonomy places the organism in Eukaryota, Metazoa, Arthropoda, Arachnida, Sarcoptiformes, Oppiidae. The record is from the annotation of a GenBank genome assembly.
CCGUCGAUAGGAGUGGUAAUGAUAUCGAGAAACAGGAGAAGCCGUUGGAGAUACAGAUCAAGAAGGAGGACAAAGAGGAGGUGGCUGUGGGCGCCGACAUCGGUGCCAUCGGAUCCAUGUCUAAGGUGUGGGACGGGAAUGGCGUUGAGAUCACCGGAAAGAUAACUUCAGCGCCGACAUCGACCGCGAAGUCCAAGUCCUCUGACACUGAGAUCCGAAACCCAGUUGACUGAGCUCAAGAUGUAGUCAAUGAUUAUAUCUAUAUUUGAUUUAUUUAUACCGCUAUAUAUAUCUACUCUAUUUAUUAUUCUCUCGC